ACACAGUCUCUUAGCAGCAUCAACGACGUAUACAACGCAGAACGUUACUUCUCGUCUUAAGUUAGUUAUUCACAAAUCGAAGAAGAAUUCUCUCGAGUAUUGUUUAUUCAUGAAAAUUAAUUUUUUAAAUUUGAUAUUCUCGAGGAAGAAGAAGAACAGAAAAAAGAGAAGUAACGUUGACGAGAGAAGUCAUAGAAAAUGUGGACUGUCGGAUUGUUGAUCAGCUUCUUUGGUCUUCUGAAUAUAUUGCCAUAUGACGUCUUGGCUCAAGAUGGACCAUCAUGCGUUAAUCCUUUGGGAGCGAACGGUAUAUGCAUAAAUAUUAGGAAGUGUCCAAUUUUGUUACAAGUUUUACAAGCACAACAACCGGAAACAAUUAAUUUCUUAAGAUCUUCCCUAUGUGGUUACGAAGGCUCUGAUCCACGUGUUUGUUGUCCUAAUAAUGUGAACGAGAAUAAUAAUAAUGAGCCUAAUAGCCAAGAAACUGAAAAUACACCUUAUGGUCCCCUAACUCCGCCAGUUUGUGGCAUCAGUUAUAAAGAUAAUGAUAGAAUUGUUAAUGGUGUACCAUCAACAUUGGGUUCCUGGCCAUGGAUUACAGCUUUAGGAUAUCGCAGUAAGAAAAAUCCAAAUAAACCGGUAUUCCUUUGCGGUGGAACUUUAAUUUCUGCUCGACAUGUCGUCACGGCCGGACAUUGUGUUUAUAAUCGAAAAGAUUUAUAUAUGGCACGUCUUGGAGAUUUAGAUUUGGAAAGUACUGAAGAUGGUGCUGAACCAAUUAACGUUUUAAUAGAAAAUAAAAUUUUACAUCCGGAAUACAAUCCAUCGAGUCAUGUUAACGAUAUUGCUAUACUCAGAUUGGCGGAUGAAAUUCCAUUUUCACGAAAUAUUCAUCCUAUUUGUUUACCAAUUAGCGAACCAUUACUUCAUUCCAAUUUUUAUAAUACAUUCCCUUUCAUUGCUGGAUGGGGAGCAAUUUAUUUCAAUGGUCCAUCGAGUAGUAAACUUUUAGAAUCACAAAUUCCCAUAGUUAAGCAAGAAAAAUGUCAAAAUGCAUUUAAAUCUUUCUCCAAUGCAAUUAUAGAUGAUCGUAUUAUAUGCGCUGGUUAUGCUGCAGGUGGAAAAGAUGCAUGCCAAGGUGACAGUGGAGGACCGUUGAUGAUUCCUAGUAAUAACAGUUAUUAUCUUAUUGGUGUUGUAUCUUAUGGAUAUCGAUGUGCAGAACCUGGUUAUCCUGGAGUUUAUUCGAAAGUUUCAUCUUUCCUCAAUUUUAUAAUAGAUAAUCUUAUAUAAUAAUGACUAUAUUAUAAUAACAUUUGAAUCGUACGUUUUAUACAUGGUUAAGUAAUAAAUCGAAUUUUUGAAAUAUCAAAAUAGACACUAGUUUGUUAUAUAUAGGAUGUUCUAGUAUUUUCUUUCGCAAAAUUUCGUAAAAAAAUAAAAAAAGGGUAUAAAACAAAAAUAAAUAUAUGUCAGGAAUAAGUGCAAAGAAUUCGUGAAAUAUUUGCUGCAAUUAAGGAAAAUGAAGAAAAGAUAAGUAAUACAAUAAAUUCUAUUUUCCGUAGAUACCAGUCCUGCAUUUAUAAUAACGGAUAACAUUUUGAAAUUAAAUUAUAAUUGAAAUUUAUAAAAUUUUUUGGAAACUAAACUAGAACAUUCUGUAUAUCGUUCGGUAAUAUUUUGUAUUUUGUAUUAUUUUGCUUUAUAUUAUUUAAAUAUACGCGCGUAAAAAA
Messenger RNA from Polistes canadensis, 1733 nucleotides. RefSeq names its product venom protease-like. Gene Ontology annotation, biological process: proteolysis. The transcript has 8 exons. NCBI's taxonomy places the organism in Eukaryota, Metazoa, Arthropoda, Insecta, Hymenoptera, Vespidae. Bases 199 to 1293 code for a protein of 364 amino acids. Gene Ontology annotation, molecular function: serine-type endopeptidase activity. The record is from RefSeq and is a predicted model, not a curated record.